Messenger RNA from Ochotona princeps (American pika), 2433 nucleotides. It is a transcript of the gene LMNA, whose product is annotated as lamin A/C. Lineage: Eukaryota; Metazoa; Chordata; Mammalia; Lagomorpha; Ochotonidae. The record is from RefSeq and is a predicted model, not a curated record. The coding region runs from base 253 to 2244 and encodes 663 amino acids. The transcript has 12 exons.
CGUAGAGGAGGCCCUAUUAGAGCCUGGGCCCCGACCGGUGACUCAGAGUGUCCGCGGGAGCGCCGCAGCCACGCCAGCCAACCCCGCUGCCGCCGCGCCGAGCUCUGACAGCGCCUGCCAGGAGCAAGCCGCGACUCAGCCGGCCGGCCUGCUCCGCCCCUGAGCCCGCUCCGGCCGUCCUCCGCUCCGAAGCCCCCCGCGCCCUUCCCGGGAGCCUCCUGCCCUGCGGGCAGCCUUGCCACCCUGCCGGCCAUGGAGACCCCGUCCCAGCGGCGCGCCACCCGUAGCGGGGCGCAGGCCAGCUCCACCCCGCUGUCACCCACCCGCAUUACCAGGUUGCAGGAGAAGGAAGACCUGCAGGAGCUCAAUGACCGCUUGGCCGUCUACAUCGACCGGGUGCGCUCGCUGGAAACCGAGAAUGCGGGGCUGCGCCUUCGCAUCACUGAAUCCGAAGAGGUGGUCAGCCGCGAGGUGUCCGGCAUCAAGGCCGCCUACGAGGCAGAGCUCGGGGAUGCUCGCAAGACCCUCGACUCAGUGGCCAAAGAGCGUGCCCGACUGCAGCUGGAGCUGAGCAAAGUGCGCGAGGAGUUUAAGGAGCUCAAGGCUCGCAAUACCAAGAAGGAGGGUGACCUGAUGGCCGCCCAAGCCCGGCUCAAGGACCUGGAGGCGCUGCUCAACUCCAAGGAGGCGGCGCUGAGCACUGCUCUCAGUGAGAAGCGCACACUGGAGGGCGAGCUGCAUGACCUGCGGGGGCAGGUGGCCAAGCUCGAGGCGGCCCUUGGCGAGGCCAAGAAGCAGCUGCAGGAUGAGAUGCUGCGGCGGGUGGACGCUGAGAACAGACUGCAGACCUUGAAGGAGGAGCUGGACUUCCAGAAAAACAUUUACAGCGAGGAGCUGCGUGAGACCAAGCGGCGCCACGAGACCCGGCUGGUGGAGAUUGACAAUGGCAAGCAGCGUGAGUUUGAGAGCCGGCUGGCCGAUGCCCUGCAGGAACUGCGGGCCCAGCAUGAGGACCAGGUGGAGCAGUACAAGAAGGAGCUGGAGAAGACCUAUUCGGCUAAGCUGGACAAUGCCAGGCAGUCUGCUGAGCGCAACAGUAACCUGGUGGGGGCCGCCCAUGAGGAGCUACAGCAGUCUCGCAUCCGCAUCGACAGCCUCUCGGCCCAGCUCAGCCAGCUGCAGAAGCAGCUGGCAGCCAAGGAAGCCAAACUGCGGGACCUGGAGGACUCCCUGGCCCGCGAGCGGGACACCAGCCGGCGGCUGCUGGCCGAGAAGGAGCGGGAGAUGGCUGAGAUGCGGGCGCGGAUGCAGCAGCAGCUGGAUGAAUACCAGGAGCUUCUGGACAUCAAGUUGGCCCUGGACAUGGAGAUCCACGCCUACCGCAAGCUCCUGGAGGGCGAGGAGGAGAGGCUCCGCCUGUCCCCCAGCCCCACCUCGCAGCGCCGCGGCCGCGCCUCCUCCCACUCAUCCCAGACUCAGAGCGGGGGUAGCAUCACCAAGAAACGCAAGCUGGAGGCCACCGAGAGCCGUAGCAGCUUCUCGCAGCAUGCUCGCACCAGUGGCCGCGUGGCCGUGGAGGAGGUGGACGAGGAGGGCAAGUUUGUGCGGCUUCGCAACAAGUCCAACGAGGACCAGUCUAUGGGCAACUGGCAGAUCAAGCGGCAGAACGGAGAUGAUCCCUUGCUGACUUACCGCUUCCCACCCAAGUUCAUCCUGAAGGCUGGGCAGGUGGUGACGAUCUGGGCUGCUGGAGCUGGGGCCACCCACAGCCCCCCGACCGACCUGGUGUGGAAGGCGCAGAACACCUGGGGCUGCGGGAACAGCCUGCGCACGGCGCUCAUCAACUCCACAGGGGAAGAGGUGGCCAUGCGCAAGCUGGUGCGCUCGGUGACCGUGGUGGAGGACGACGACGACGAGGAUGGAGACGACCUGCUGCAGCACCACCAUGGCUCCCACUGCAGCGGCUCGGGGGACCCCGCUGAGUACAACCUGCGCUCGCGCACCGUGCUGUGCGGGACAUGCGGGCAGCCGGCCGACAAGGCCUCCGCCAGCGGCUCGGGAGCCCAGGCGGCCGGAUCCAUCUCCUCGGGCUCUUCCGCCUCCAGUGUCACGGUCACGCGCAGCUACCGCAGUGUGGGGGGCAGUGGGGGUGGCAGCUUCGGGGACAACCUGGUCACCCGCUCCUACCUCCUGGGCAACUCCCGUCCCCGGACCCAGGGCCCCCAGAACUGCAGCAUCAUGUAACCCAUUAAGGCACCUGCCGGCGAGGGUGGGUCCAAGCCCACCUCGCCCCCCUUAUCCCUCCCCGCGCAUCCUGCACUUAGGGGAGGGGCUUGAAGCCAAAGAAAGCUGCCCCCCUUUUUUCUUCUGUAUUUUUUUUCUAAGAAAAGUUAUUUUCUACAGUGGUUUUAUACUGAAGGAAAAAACACAAGC